AAAGUAAUAUGAGUUUUAGAGACGCAUUCCAACCGUAUAUAGAUAAUCCCGGGAAGUAUAAGGACCUUGUUAUUUUCCAUGAUGAAAAUGUAAUCAUCAUUAAGGAUAUGUAUCCUAAGGCAAUCAGACAUUUACUAGUGAUUCCUCGUAAUACACUCGUCUCCAAGAAGCAUCCAUUGGAUGCAUUCAAUACCAAUUACCCUGAAUUUACAGGAGAAGAGUUGUAUGAGUCUAUCAGCAGAUAUGUGGAAAAGGCAAAAGAUAUAAUAAUCAAGGACUUGCAAGAGAAGUUUCAAGUGAAUGCGCAAUCUUUAACUGAAUUCAGAAACACAUUUAUAAAUGCUGGCGUCCAUUCAAUACCGUCUUUGAAUAAUUUACAUGUUCAUGUAAUAACCCAAGAUUUUCAUUCUCCGAAAUUGAAAAAUAAAAAGCAUUAUAAUUCAUUCACCACCAAAUUCUUUGUUCCCUUUGACGAAUUGAAUCCGAUAUAUAAUGAAAAAUAUUAUAAAUUAAGCAAAAUUCCGAAUCUAGACUUAAAUUAUGACUCUGAUUCUGAAUAUUAUAGUGAAACUGACGACGAGAAGCCAAGUUUCAUCAGACAUGUACGCAUACGAUCUUCUUUACAAGAUAUGAUAAAGAAUACCCCGUUCAAGUGCCCUUCUUGUGAACUUACGUUUGCGAAUCUGAUGGUGAAAUUAAAAGAACAUUUAGAAAAGGAAUUCGAGAAAACAUAUCAACAUUUUGGGGAUCCCAAGUUGCUCUCUCCAAAUAAUUUGUAAACAGGGGAUGUAUUAUGUAAACAACCAGAAAAGCUGCAAAAAUAAAAUAGAAUAAAAAUAAAAAUAAAAAUAAAAAUAUUGGGGGGACAGAUAAGACUUCAAAUGUGUAGAUGCAACAAUGCGAGGCUGUAGUUUAUUAUCACCGGCAAUAAGGAUAGACUGCACACGUCCUAGCACCCGUGUAUCGAGCUUCCAUCAUGCACGAAUACUAAACUCCUCAAGAAAAAUAUUCCUCGAAACUAACUUCAGCCGUGCAACUUCAUAAAUUCUUGUCGGAGUUUAGAUCUAUUUCGUAUCUAUCAUAGCUGAAGGUCAUGCCACAAACAUAGAUUACACCCUAGGU
Spathaspora passalidarum NRRL Y-27907 is the source of this 1122-nucleotide messenger RNA. RefSeq lists its product as uncharacterized. The transcript has a single exon. Gene Ontology annotation, cellular component: nucleus. The record is from RefSeq and is a predicted model, not a curated record. The annotation marks the transcript as partial. Gene Ontology annotation, molecular function: DNA 5'-adenosine monophosphate hydrolase activity; single-strand break-containing DNA binding; single-stranded DNA binding. Gene Ontology annotation, biological process: single strand break repair; double-strand break repair. NCBI's taxonomy places the organism in Eukaryota, Fungi, Ascomycota, Pichiomycetes, Serinales, Debaryomycetaceae.